Molecule: messenger RNA, 2406 nt
Organism: Penicillium oxalicum
Lineage: Eukaryota; Fungi; Ascomycota; Eurotiomycetes; Eurotiales; Aspergillaceae
Product: DUF3405 domain-containing protein
Exons: 1
Coding region: 1-2406 (801 amino acids)
Source: RefSeq, a predicted model, not a curated record
AUGACGGUUCAAGCGAGGAGAUCUUCCGCGGCUCACAGCAAACCGUCUCCGUACUCAACGCGCAAUAACCCCCAAGACAGCGACGUGGAAAAAAAUACUCUCAAUACCCGCCAGCCCUACUAUAAUCAUCAUCAUCACCACCACCAAAGCGAUGGCGAUGACGAAAUCUCCGACUCUGGAGCCGGUCACUCUUCCAUAUCCUACCCACCGUAUGGCGGCGCGGCACGACGUCGUACGAGGCCUCCGAUCGGCUUCCGAGUACCUCAACGGAUCAUGAGAUGGCUCUGUUUUGCCGUGUUUAUCUCCCUUGUCCUCUUUAUCCUGACCCUCUUCCGCUUCACAAUAUCCUCCUCGGUGUCCCCCGUGGAGGUGGAGCUCCCCAAAAAUCAGCCCGUCAAACCUCCACUCUGGGAAAGUUUCCCUUUCUUAAAACGAUACCACGGGGGACUUACAACCCUGGUGAAGCGCAGUGAGAACGUGCCCGAAUAUCCUGGUGACAACGCGGAUGGAUUGGCGCUGGCAGAAGACUCUCCCACGCAGGCUGACGAAAACCACCUCAAUGCUCGAGGAUUGGCGCCCAAGAUGUCGAGCUCAGCCUUCGACCCAUACCCGCAAUACGAUUCGGCGGAAUACAUCGCCAAGUACGGCGAGAAACGCGAGUGCUUCUUGGACGAAAAGAACUCGGUACGGGUCCCCAAGCUGCAGUCGUUCCCCGGUGUGCCCAAGGGCUUUCCGGACCCCGUCAUGGGUUCCAACACCAUGUUGGGAAUUCGGGAUGAUAUGUGUUUUGAUCGCUUUGGACGGUUGGGCCCGUAUGGGAUGGGCUAUGGCGUCAAAAAAGGCGGCAGCGGAGCCGGACUGGACGGUCAUCGCGAUGGCAUUGAGCCCAUCUGGGAGGAUGUCCCUCCGGUUGAUUAUCGGCAGGUGAACUGGUCAAGCGCCCAGCAGCGUUGCAUUGCAGCGAACCGCCACCGAUUCAAGGCUCUACCUGAACCCCGGCUCAAUCGCUUUGUGGCAAUGCCCGUGGGUAUCCCAAAGGUUGAAAUUCCCACGCCCCAAGAUGAUAGCAAGGUGGAGCCCAAACUCGGAUCUGACCGCUUGUCGCGAACCGCGGUGGUGAUUCGGACCUGGCACGAUUUCAAGUAUACGACAGAGGAUAUCCUCUACCUGCGAUCUGUCAUCUCCGAGUUGGCAUUGCAAUCUGGCGGCGAGUAUACCGUGCACUUCCUGAUUCACGUCAAGAGCAACGACCUGCAAAUUUGGGCCGACGAUGAGACCUAUGAGCGCGUCCUGAAUGAGGCCCUCCCCGAGGAGUUCCGAGGGAUGGGCACACUCUGGUCAGAAGCACAAAUGUCUCUCAUUUACCCUGCGCUUGAAGAAACGUUUGCGCGCGGGCUUCCCGUUCAUGGAGUCUACCGUAGCACUUUCAUGCCAAUGCAAUGGUUCGCCUAUCAGCAUCCCGAGUAUGAUUACUUUUGGAACUGGGAAAUGGACGUUCGCAACACGGGCCACUGGUACCAUUUUUUCGACAAGGUGGUCAACUGGGCCAAGGAGCAGCCCCGCAAGGGACUAUGGGAGCGUAACGCGCGCUUCUAUGUUCCGUCGGUGCAUGAAUCGUGGGAGGACUUCCGUCAAAUGGUCCGUGUGCAGACCGAGAUUGGCACAAACAGUCCCAACAAUCUGUGGAGUCCCUACAAGCCCGGCCCCGAUGGUCCAAACGGCGACAAGAACGCACCCAGCCUGCAUCAACAAGGGGACAAGCCCAUUUGGGGGCCUGAGCGACCCGAUGAACCCGAUAUCUUUGAGGUUGAUGGCGAGGGCAUCCCGCCCACGACCAUAGAGAAGGACCGGUACACUUGGGGCGUGGGGGAAGACGCCGACUUGAUCGUGUUCAACCCGCUGUACGACCCGGAGGGCACAACGUGGCUGCUUCGUGAUGAUUAUAGUGGAUAUCGCCGCGAGAAUGGGCAGGGCCCGCCGCGGCGCACCGCCAUCAUCACAGCGUCACGGUUAUCCCGUAAGCUGCUGAUCACGAUGCAUCGCGAGACAAGUCUUCGUCGCCAUACCAUGUUCUCCGAAAUGUGGCCCGCCACAACCGCUCUGCACCACGGGUUCAAAGCCGUUUACGUCCCCACGCGGUUUACAUUGACCGCCGCUGGCCGACACGAUACCUGGAAUCUGUCUUUAAUGCUGGCCGAAACGGCGCCUCGGGUGGGGCUCGUACAUCAGUGUUUGGCGAUCGCGAGCACAAUUUUCGAGGCACGACCUGGUUCUACUCUGCUGGAUUCUCGCCCAAUCUCUGGCGCCGCUGGCUCGGACUUCGUGUGGACGAUUUCGGGGGUGAACAGUACGAGCUGGCCGGUGAGGGCCGCUUUUGUCUACCACCGAUGCUUCUUCAUCCCGUGA